AUGAGGAAUUUCGAGGAUGAAAUUUAAGAAAACUAAAAUGAAUUAGAUUCACAAAUUAAUAGACAAAUUUUAUCCUAUAUAUAAUUAGGAUUUCAACCAUUUGAAUCAUUCAGUUUAAUUUUGGAUAACAUUCCACUUAUCCGAAAUGAUACUUUCAUAGAGGAAGAACAUAACCCAAGAUUUUUUCCAUUAGCAGGAGCAUAAUUAUUUCGAGAUAGGCAAUCACCAAGGUAUCUUAAUUAUUUAAAAUAAGAGAAAAGUCUUAAAAUAUUUAGAAAUACCUUGAAAAGCGUACCAUCCCAAUAUAAAACAACAAGCUUAAUCUAAAACAUCCUUAUCUUAAAGUAACUCAACUUCGAAAUUUAAACAUAAAUCACGAAUAUUUUAUUAAUGAGUUUGGGUAAUUAAUAUUUUCAUCAUUUAGUCUUGUAGAUUCUCAAAAAAAUACUAAUUCUGCAGACAUUCUAAUUGGUCGUUAAUAUCGUUAAAUUCCAGACAUUAUUCCAAAUGAUAUAAGUAAUAGAUAAUAAUUCUAUCAGAAUAGUAUUACCUGAAGAUAGGGCUAUAUCUCGAAUUCAUUGUAAGAUUGUUUGUGAUGAUUAUUUCAGAAAAGCAUAAAUAAUUGAGCCUUUUUUUUUAAAAGUCUUGAAAUUAAUUGAACUUCCAUCUUAAAUAAAAAAAAGGAUUAGUUAAUUUUUAGAGUAUAAUAUAAAUCUAUUAAUUUAGAAAACCUAAAAUUGUGUAAAUAUAAGAUCUUGGGAGUACUUUUGGUACUUAUUUAAGAAUCUUUAGAUCGGGACCUAGCAUACUAUAAAAAGAUUAAAAAUUUAGUAUUGGAAGUGAUACAUAUUUCAAUAUUGUUUUCAAUCAUAGAUAGAAUUUAAGUUUAAAAUAGAUAGAUGAUGAAUGGUAUAACAUUAUCAAGCAUCUAUCAACAAUGAAACAUUCUUAAAAACAUGAAAUACAUUUUAGUGAACUUAUAGUUUAACCCAUUAUAAUAGAGGUACUUGAUUAAAUAAAGAGUUUAUCUAUUGAAAAUCUUUAUAAAAAGUUAACUGAAUAUGAGAUUCCUUUCUUAGUAGUCAAAUUUUCAGGCUAAGGUGUUGAUAUUAAUAAAUCAAUAAACCUAUUUUUAGGAUAGACUAAAUCAGAUACAAAUGAUUUUUUUGUAGGAAGAGGAGCUGAAAAUAAUAUUAAGAUUAAUUCUAAUACUAUAUCAAGAAAGUAAUGUCGUUUAAAAUACACUUAGAAGUAAAUGAUUAUUUUUAUUAGAUAUUCUGCAUGGGUUAUAAAUGAUGGCUUUUAAGAUAGAGAUUCAGCAAAUGGAACUUGGAUUAGUUUAUAAACAACUGAAUAAUCAGAAAAGAAAAUAGAAUCUAAUUUGAUUGAAAUACAUCAUAAUGAUGAAAUAAAGAUAGGUGAUUUUAUUCUAAAGUUGGAAUUAUUAAAAGGUAUAAAAGAAGGAAUUGGACAUAAAAUAAAUAAAUUUCUUCAUGAUUGAUAAUUAUUAAUUAAAUAAAAAGUGAC
Paramecium sonneborni is the source of this 1527-nucleotide messenger RNA. Lineage: Eukaryota; Ciliophora; Oligohymenophorea; Peniculida; Parameciidae. The record is from the annotation of a GenBank genome assembly.